Messenger RNA from Hyaloperonospora brassicae, 501 nucleotides. NCBI's taxonomy places the organism in Eukaryota, Oomycota, Peronosporomycetes, Peronosporales, Peronosporaceae. The record is from the annotation of a GenBank genome assembly.
AUGGUCUUCCAGUUCCCCGUGGCGAGUGGCGAGAAGAAACAAGUGCAGGUCUUUGUCUGCCCUGUCGAGACGUGGAAGGAGCGCAAGCCGCGUAGGAAUGCCAACGACUUGCAAGCCAAAGACGAUGCAGUGGAGCUGACGCGACGGCAGGAGAUACGCAAGGAGUUUGACGACGCGUUUGAGUCGGUGCUGGACUUCACUGCGUCGAAGCUGAAAGGAAAAGAAAAGAAGCAGCACGAGGCUCAAAAGAUUGAGUCGCUUGGUGGAAAAGCUGCUGCGAACCGUAGGGUGCCGUACAAAGUGCUCAUUGGCAUGAGGACCAAAGGGGCGGCUCGGAAGCAACGCCGUGAGAACCUGAUGAAGGAGUCGGACGUGCUGACGGGGAAGCGAAGAUCAAAGGACAAGGCAAAAGUGCAGCAGAAGGGAAGGAAGACCGAUUUUGGACUGCAGGCGACCAAGGGACGGUUCAAGGGUGGCGUGCUGGAUGUUCGUGGUCUGUAG